Messenger RNA from Hyposmocoma kahamanoa, 4544 nucleotides. RefSeq lists its product as uncharacterized. NCBI's taxonomy places the organism in Eukaryota, Metazoa, Arthropoda, Insecta, Lepidoptera, Cosmopterigidae. The record is from RefSeq and is a predicted model, not a curated record. The coding region runs from base 675 to 1913 and encodes 412 amino acids. The transcript is spliced from 3 exons.
CAGUCCACCUGAAAUAACAUUACCAGCUGCCAUCGAACGACGCCCGGGGAAUACCCCAUCUAUAUAUAGGUACUCAACCUGAACAAACAGUGAUUCUGCGCAGUGCUUCUUCGGAGUUAGCUCGAAUGACGAACCGCGAAAAGUUGUUGUCUGCUAUAGUACAAGACUUAAAAGUCUUAGCCAAGUCUUCAUUCAAUAACAGCGCUAACAUUGCGAAGACUUCAUCAGCUGCUGAAAAUUUCCUGUUCUCGAUAUACAAAGCAGGAGUCUCAGGAAUAGAUUACACGCCUGAGGAGAAGAAAACCAUAGGUCCUUUAAUACCACCGGCGCUCCAGGCAUUGGGCUACAGGGUGUUUACCCUUGACAACAGUUUUGGUUCAGUAAGUGUAGACUCCAGCCGAAUUGAAAGGUCAGGUCUUCAGUUUCUGCUGGACGACUUCAAAGAUUUUCCUGCUAGUGCUGAAGACGAAUCACAGACUUUGGAAAACGUUUUGAAAGAAUUUGUUGAUCGUGAAGACAUUGAAAGCCUAGACGAACACCUUAAGAGCUCUGUAUUCGACCCGUACAUAGAAGACGGUGUAAGAAGUCAAAGUUUUGAAGAAGAAAUAGGCAAACUUCCCUCUACACAUUGGUGGUUCUCUGUCUAAGUAUUAUAAUACUUAAAUAAUUUUAACAUGGUUAACUGGAAUUCUAAUGAUAUCAAAGAAUUUAAGAAACAAGCAAAAGCAACCCAACAAGAGUAUGAGGAUCUGCUGGGCGAUCGGGAAUGGGAUGUCAUAGAGGCGUGGGAAUGGACCAUUUUUCGAAAAAAAGUUGGAUUCGGGUUGUAUGGUCCUCCGCAUACUGAACCCAGUUCUGACAAUCGUCAAACAGGAUACAAGAAAGAGCAGUUAGAGCAGAUUGAGACAAUAUGUGACCAAUUGGUCGAUGGUCUAAAUUUUAAAAACCAAAAUAUCCUGUUUGCUUGCAUCUUUGUUGUAGGAAAGAUAUGGAAUUACCGUUUCACAGUUCCAGUAUUUAAAGCUAAGCGCGAUUGUAAGAAUAGCAACGGGUGCAACUAUGUUGAUGGUAACGCUCGCAAAUACAGUUCUUGGAAGGAUGACUAUCUUCAGGCAAACAACUUACCAAAAUGUGUUUAUUGCUACCCAACACGUGGAAAAUACGAGCGCAACAGUGAAAAUGAAGUUUGCGUAUCAUUUGGUACCUCACCCGCUUGCGAUUUCGUCAACCGAGUGUUUGGUAUCUUCGAUACCGUUUCUACAGUGGUGACGGUAGGUGCUACCGUUGUCGGAGUAGCUGCUCUCUGCACUGUACCUAUUGCUGGGCCUUUAAUGGCUGCAACAGCUGUGGGUAGUGUAUCGACAGGGGUUUACGGGGUAGCACGUAGUAGCCACGCUUUAUACGACCGUGCUACACACGGCCAAAAUAUAGGCUUGGACGACGCCGAUGCUCGGGGAUGUUGGUUGGCAAUUAUUGGCUCAAGUCUUGGAUUUGCUCAGGGGCGAAUGAUUUCAUCUAUGAAGAAUGCCGCCAGAGCUGGUGAGGUAAUGGGAAAAGCUGGUCGCAUCGCAAUUUUGGCAAUUCAAACGGGAAGCCUUACAGUUAACGGUAUUGGGAUUGUUCAUGGCCUUGCUAAUCUCAUCGAUAAAAAUGAUCGCAAUGAACUUACUCCCUUGGAUGUGUUUCAAUUUAGCGCAUCUGUCUUGUUCUUUACCAAUGCUGCUAUUAAUAUGAAAACAGCUAGCACCAUCAUCAAAGAAGUGCAACAUGAUGUUAUUAAUUCCCAUCGAGAAGGCCUUUCUCCUGAAGCUAAAAUAUUGUUUAACAAGCAAACUGACAGACUUCGCGGCCCUCGUGAAAUGCAUGGAAACGCAAAAGUUGUGAAGCAGUUGCACAAUGAUUACUUACAUUGAUCCCGUGAAUAAAGCUAAAGCCAUUGUCAUCAAUUUUAAUAGAACAGAAGAUGUCACAUCGAUAAUAGCUACGGUCAUGUAUAAUCGGUAAAGGCAGAAGAUACUAAUCCAUAAGUGGGCGUGGCGCUUUCUGUCUAAUAUGUACUAUUAUAAUAAGUUUUUGAUGAAAGAAAACGACCUCAAAAGUUUGCUUAUCCGCUUUCGCUGUGUUCGUUACAUCUAUUUGCCCAGUUUUAUUGAAAUCGGUUAACGGAAAGUGGGGAAAAUCCAAUGAACCGCAUUCACCCCUUCAUGUGCCACCCUUAGAGAUGGAAUAUUUUUUUCAAAUUUGAUCGGGACCGCUGCUGAUGCUGACCGCUCCUUUCCAACAACAAUCAUAGAAAUCGGUUAAGAAAUGGCGGAGUAAUCGCGUUAACAUACACCCAAAAAAUAUCCAACAAAGAAAACCUCUACCUUUUUUGAAGUCGGUUAAAAAUGAAGUAUCAUGUACAAAAUCUUGCCUAUGCCUAUUAAAUUUGAGGAUUUCCCUCGAUUUCCACGGUAUCUCCUCAUCAUAUUCUGACUUGGUGACAACGGGGCCCCGUCGAAAGCAUGCCGGGGCCCUUACAAACAAAAAGAAUUUUCAAAAUCGGUCUUCAACUGACGGAGAAAUCGGUAAACAUACAUAAAAAAUACAUACAGUCGAACAAAGAACCUUCUGCUUUUUUGAAGUUGGUUAAAAAUAACAAAGUGGUAAAAAUAUAACAUUAAUUUAAUUAUGAAAAUCAUCCACUCAAUAUUGGCCAUACGUUUACGAGAUCAUUUGCUAUCGCUAUAAGACGUUUUCCAAUACCUAUGUAGCCUUCGAUCAUGUAGCUGUUAAGUUAUAUUCGCAAUUGAUUUAGUACAUACGAAAGCUGUUGCAGCGAAGCGCCACGUAUAUGAAUAAAAUAAAUUAACACAAUAUUAUGGACGGAAGUACCAAUGUGUACGUAUAGUAAUCGAAGUCUUACACAUACACACUUAUUAGUGCAUCGAAUAAUUGAAGGAAAAUAUUUUUAAUUAUUCAGAAGAAGAUGCUUAAUCAUUCCAUCAUCACCAGUAUAGGUCAUCAAAAUAAUUCUAUUUUAUACGUGUGCGGACUUGUAUUCGUAUUAAAUGUUCGUUUUUUGUCCUUUAAACUUUUUGUAUUCUUUUCUGCUUUUUAUCGCGCUUCUUACGACUAAAGAAAUAUACUUUUCUGUCUUAAAUCAGGUUUAUAUUAAGUAUGUUAUUAUUUGUAUUGUUUCGCUCCUCACAAAUAUCUUAAUUAAUGGUCUGGUCUAAUGUAUUUCAUUACAUGAUCUGGUACAGUCCCACCAUGAGAUCGCAUCUCCUGCCAGAGAGGUCUCUUUGAAAAUCAGUGAUGUGCAAACUAAGCCUGCACAGCACUUACUGAAUUAAGAACCCUCAUUUUUAACCACAUUUGUAACGAUUUCUACACCGUUUGUAACCAUAGUUAUAGCAUUUUGUUUUAGUUCACAAUCUAUUUAUAAGACUUUUCAUUUGUAUGUUUUGUGUUUCUUUUUUUGUGCGUGUGGCAAAUACAUUAAUUUGGGAUAUAAUCCAAAAUUUAAAAAACCAGAACAAACACAUUGCCUUAUAUGUUUUACAUAGAAAAUGAAACUAGACAAUUAUACUGGUUACUUUCAGAGUAACAUCUCCAAUAAAAGUCAUUAUGUUCCGUGAUGCGUAAAGCAGGAUACGCGUAAUCCUUACUUUAGGAAAUUUGGAUGCUUGUUGUUUCCCACUAAAUGUUAUUUUUUUAUAUUCUUUCUCUUGUCAACUUAUCUGCUUUCAUUGUCGUUUUUGUAUUUGAUGUAGCUUUUAGUUUUUGGUUUUAUAUAACUCUACGUUAGGCCGUGCACGAUAUAAGUAUAUCAGGAAGUAUUUUUUAAUUCAGUUAUAGACUACUUUAUUAUUAGCCACGCAGACGAUGCUGCCAUCAUCUUCAGUGGUUGCAGCUGAGAUACAAAUAAAUAUGUAAUCAAGGCGAGUGUGAUAUGUCGCGGACAGCAGCCUGACUUGGGAACAACCUCCUGGCUCUACCUGCCGGAAACUAAACUCAUGUUUUCACAAGACUUGUGCAUCUGCGUCAUCGGACUCCCCACAUGUUUCUGUUCACGGCUGUAAGUCUGACCGGCGAGCUUCGUGCCAACGCCAAAGCGCUAUCCCUACCAUAACUGCGCAUAAGACAUUCGCAGAGAGGUGCGUCAUGUCAUAUAACUAAACGUAUGUUAACUAAACGCCUUCGCCACCCCUGCAAUAUUAUAUUAAGUAAAAUUAAGCUCUAUCUACUUUGCUUUUAUUUAUAAUUCGUAUUAUAUAAAUUCAAAACCAUCAUUAUUAAACUUGGUUUUGGUAUUGUACACACUUUCCACUCGCGGUAUUCUCAAACUAGUAACAAAGGCACUUUGAUUUUAUUUAUUUUUAUUUCCGCGGGGAGGGAAUAAAAAUUUAAAGUUGAUUUGUAACGAAGAUGUGUUUCUGGUUUUGUAAUUCAAUACGAUUUAUAUAUAAUACAUGUACUUGGAAAUAUUUUUAUUUUUAAUCACAUUUUGAAAUCGAAAUUAAAACUAUGUACCUACAUUUUAUAUAAAUAUAUGUUGUCGC